UUGGCCAAAAACUAAAUCGAAUUCGCAAUGGAUCCCUCACAACAGCAACCACAGCAGCCAGGAGGAGGCAUGUCUCCCAACAUGGAUCCCACAGCAAUGGCAGCCCAGGCUGUAAUGGAGUCAUGUCCCGCAAAGGUGGUACUUAGUGGAGGAGCUGGUUUCGCACUCGGAGGGGCUUUUGGAAUGUUCAUGUCAUCGGUGGACUGGGGUAUGAAUACCGAAGAGUUCCAGAAAAUGUCGACGAAACAACAGAUUAAAGUGACCCUGAAAGAUAUGGGAAAUCGCUCCUUCUCUUCUGCGAAAAACUUUGCUGUGGUCGGUGCCGUAUUCGCGGGCACGGAAUGUUUGAUUGAAACCUAUCGGGCAAAGAACGACCUAUGGAAUGGCGUAUCGGCUGGAUGCAUCACUGGUGGAGUUUUGGCGGCGAAGGCGGGACCCAAGGCGGUUUUGGGGGGAUGCGUGGGGUUCGCUGCAUUCUCGGCGGCAAUUGAUUAUUGGAUGAGACAUAGUGACUAAGUGGAGAAGGGUGAACGGAGUCAGCUUUCAUUACGAGCGGGAACAUUAUUAUGUGGCCGUGGGAUGGCAGAUGUUCAAAGUACAGCAGCACCGCCAAAACAAGCUGGCCGAACGUAGAGUUGUGGUGUGUGGAGUGCGUAAGAGGUUUUAUAGAGCAUCUAGAGCGCAGGAUUCACCAAUUUAGACAGCGAACUUGUGGAUAGGUUGACGGGAUCGGGAUAUUCGGCUGUUUUAUUAUUAUUUUUUCUGACAUGUCAAUUUUUUUAUUGUAAAUUAAUAUCAUUCAUUUGCAUCGUCCAAACUCC
Molecule: messenger RNA, 821 nt
Organism: Spizellomyces punctatus DAOM BR117
Lineage: Eukaryota; Fungi; Chytridiomycota; Chytridiomycetes; Spizellomycetales; Spizellomycetaceae
Product: translocation channel protein TIM22
Exons: 3
Coding region: 28-516 (162 amino acids)
Biological process (GO): protein insertion into mitochondrial inner membrane
Cellular component (GO): TIM22 mitochondrial import inner membrane insertion complex
Molecular function (GO): transmembrane protein transporter activity
Source: RefSeq, a predicted model, not a curated record